AUGGAUUUUGCUAUUGGUUGCAUAUUCUCAGAUGAAAAUUUGCAAGUGGAUAAGGAGAUUCCUGAGGUUGAAGAACAAAUUGAAAAAAUAGAUAUUGAUCCAAUAUCAAAAAGUGCCAUUAUAUUUGUUCGCAGAUGGGUUCUAUCAGAAAAUUUAAAAGCGAAUCAAAAACAGCAAAUCAAAAGAAUUCCAGAGCAUAUCAAGAAAUUACUUAUUGUAAUGUUUCACACUGGUAUAGUUAAUCCUAGACUGAAAAUAAUGCUAACGAAAUGCAUGAAGAACUUUUGA
Molecule: messenger RNA, 288 nt
Organism: Funneliformis geosporum
Lineage: Eukaryota; Fungi; Glomeromycota; Glomeromycetes; Glomerales; Glomeraceae
Source: the annotation of a GenBank genome assembly